Messenger RNA from Beauveria bassiana ARSEF 2860, 570 nucleotides. Its product is annotated as HLH transcription factor. The coding region runs from base 1 to 570 and encodes 189 amino acids. The transcript has a single exon. The record is from RefSeq and is a predicted model, not a curated record. Gene Ontology annotation, biological process: regulation of transcription by RNA polymerase II. Lineage: Eukaryota; Fungi; Ascomycota; Sordariomycetes; Hypocreales; Cordycipitaceae. Gene Ontology annotation, molecular function: RNA polymerase II cis-regulatory region sequence-specific DNA binding; DNA-binding transcription factor activity, RNA polymerase II-specific; protein dimerization activity.
AUGUUUGACGCGGAAUCGAGAGGUACACAGCGAAGGGUGGGCGUAAGGCAACUUACGCAAUUCAGACUCAAAUUGAUUGAGGACGAUGAUGAAGACGAGGAGGAAGAAGAGGAAGAAGAAGAGGAGGAAGAGGAGGAACAAGAUGGUGAUGCUGAAGACGCGCCAUCACCGGGAUCGAGGUCCAGCCAGGCUCGCAGCCCCACGUUCUCUGUCAAGAAGGGAGUCAGCACCCGCAGCAGCCGAGCUAUUUCGAAAAAGGCAUACACAGAUGGCUCUGCGGCCUCCAUUGCGGGACGUUCGAUACCUAGGCGCGAACCAAAAGGGCAACGCAAGAAGCUCACGAUCGAACAGAAGCGAAGCAAUCACAUCCGACAUGAAAAGAAACGGCGGGGACUUAUACGUGAUGGAUUCAAUGACCUCACGGAGCUCGUUCCCGAGCUCCGGGGAGGGACCUGGUCAAGAUCUAGAGUUUUAUUUACAGCAGUUGAGUUUUUAAAGACUCUGCUGGAGAGGAAUGACGCCUUGCAAGAAGAGUUGAACGCUCUGAAGUCAGACAAGACGGAGAACUGA